GGGGCGGGGGGCAUUGUCUUCAAAGGAGGCGGGGCGACGACUCGACUCCUGGUCGACUACGUCGAGCCGGCCCGCACCCAAAUCCUUGAUUACCUCUUUGUCCCCAACUUUGGCGCCUCCCUACAGCUCCUCAAGGUGGAAAUUGGUGGUGAUUCGCAGUCUACGGACGGUACCGAGUCCAGCCACAUGCACUCGCCUGAUGAUCUCGACUAUCAGCGCGGCUACGAAUGGUGGCUCAUCCAGGAAGCCAAGAAACGCAACCCCGACAUCAAGAUCUAUGGCCUGCCUUGGGCUUUUCCUGGCUGGGUUGGCGAGGGCUCCGGCUCACCCUUUCAAUACCCCAAUCUGACUGCCAACUACAUUACCAAGUGGGUUGAUGGUGCCAAGUACACGUACGGCUUUGAUGUCGACUACAUUGGUGUCUGGAACGAGCGCAGCUCAGACUCCACCUACGUUCAAACCCUGCGCAAAUUUCUCGACGAGGCCGGCUACAACAACACCAAGAUUGUCGCUCGCGACGGUGGCGCUGACAUUUGUGAUGACCUCGCCAAGGAUCCUGACUACAACGCGGCCGUCGACAUUAUCGGUCUCCAUUACCCCUCUGAUUACUCAAACUACUCCACCUGCUACAACCUGAGCAAGCCCAUCUGGGCCUCGGAGGAGUCCAGCUCCUAUGACGAUCUGAACGGCGCUGCUUGCUGGGGUCGUAUCAUCACCUCUCACUGGGCCCUGUCCAAGAUGACCGCGAGCAUCAUGUGGAAUCUCGUUGGCUCCUACCUGCACGGUACCAACUGGUAUGCCUCCUCGAUGAUGACGGCCGUGGAGCCCUGGUCGGGUCACUAUGAAGUCAACCCCGUCAUCUGGGCCACCGCCCAUGUAACGCAGUUCACCAAGGCAAGCUCGCUCUUGGACCCAGCAACCCAGCAACCCACUUUUCACAAGGAACUGACGCUUCCUCCUGCCCCACAGAUUGGCUGGAUGUACCUUGAAGAUGGCUCUGGCUCGGGCCAGCUGCCUCAAGGUGGCUUUUAUGUUACCCUGGUGGACCCAGAGAGCAACGAUUUCACGAUUAACGUUGUCAAGAUUGAUGAGGACCACGCUCCUUGCACUCGCCCCUCCCUGCCCUCGUUCAACGUGUCCGAGGAGACAGUCACGUUUCAGCUGGCCGCCAACAUGAACGCCCCUGAAACCCUCGCCGUGUGGUACUCCAACUUUGAAAACUACACAGAUGAUGCUCCGAUUUUUGAGCGCCAGGCCGACGUGGCGGUAGGAUCGGAUGGCACCUUCCAGCUGCAUGUGCCCAUUGGAGCCAUGUACACCAUCUCAACCAUCAAGAACGGCCCGCAAAAGGGCUCCCAUGGCACACCACCGGCCUCGCAGCCCGCCAUGCCCCUCCCCAUCAAGGACUCUUUCAAUGCUUACCCCGAGUCCCAGGAGGCACGUUGGUGGUCAGAUCAAAUCGGCGCCUUUGAAGUGCACCCGGCAACCGACACCAAGCACACCUCCUCCAUCAUGCGCCAAAUGGUGCCGGAGCUCCCCAUUGGCUGGUCGGAUCAUGGCAGCAAUGGCCCCUCCUGGGCCAACGGCAUUGCCUUUUGCAUCUACACCUCUGGCAACUACACUCUCUCCAUUGGUGGGCCCCAACAAGCUACGGGCUAUCCGGACAACGUCGUUGCGUCAGGCACCGUGCCCGGUGGUGUCAGUGCCGAGACCUGGUACACCAUUGCCCUGGAAACCGUCGACACCAAGGCCAGUGCCUGGGUCAACAACAACUCGGUGUUCUCCGGUGUCACCGUCCGAAACAUCGAUACCGGAUUUGCCGGGUUUGGCUCCAAUCUUUGGAAGGCAGUUGAGUUUGAUGACGUUCUCGUG
Monosiga brevicollis MX1 is the source of this 1872-nucleotide messenger RNA. RefSeq lists its product as uncharacterized. The record is from RefSeq and is a predicted model, not a curated record. The annotation marks the transcript as partial. The transcript has 7 exons. Gene Ontology annotation, biological process: galactosylceramide catabolic process. Gene Ontology annotation, cellular component: lysosome. Lineage: Eukaryota; Choanoflagellata; Craspedida; Salpingoecidae. Gene Ontology annotation, molecular function: galactosylceramidase activity.